AUGCGCAGAUCUCGCCUCGCUUUCCACCCCGCUGCGAUGCAUAGGCGCAUCGGCUUCGCCUUUGCCGCCGCCCUUGUCCUCCUCCUCGCGUUCUCCGUCUCCGCUGCCGACCAGGUUGCUAAUGGCGCUGCCGGGAAUGGCACUGGCGUCGGCGCCGACCGCCUCGACCGCCGCACCAAGAUGUUCCUCCACCACACGGCGGGGGCGCGGGCGGCUGGGGCGCAGGACACGGGGCUGGGGCUCUUCGACGCCUUCUUCGCCAGCUUGUCCAUGAUCGUCGUCAGCGAGAUUGGCGAUGAGACGUUCAUCAUCGCGGCGCUGAUGGCGAUGCGGCACCCAAAAUCGACGGUUCUCUCGGGCGCACUGUCGGCGCUUGUCGUUAUGACGGUACUUUCUACUGGACUCGGCAGAAUCGUUCCGAAUUUGAUAUCGAGGAAGCACACUAACAGCGCUGCGACAGUCCUCUAUGCAUUUUUUGGUCUACGGCUCCUGUACAUUGCUUGGAGGUCAGAUUCCAAGGCAUCACAGAAGAAGGAAAUAGAAGAAGUAGAGGAAAAGCUGGAAACAGGCCAAGGGAAGUCAACAUUUAGACGUGUUUUCUCGAGAUUCUGCACUCCUAUUUUCCUGGAGUCAUUUGUGUUGACCUUCUUGGCGGAGUGGGGUGACCGAAGUCAGAUAGCUACAAUAGCGCUGGCGACCCACAAAAAUGCAGUCGGAGUUGCUACAGGAGCGACCUUGGGGCACACCAUCUGCACGUCGAUCGCGGUGGUGGGCGGCAGCAUGCUGGCCUCCAAGAUAUCUCAGGGCACGGUCGCCACCAUUGGAGGCCUCCUCUUCCUUGGGUUCUCUCUUUCGUCGUAUUUCUACCCGCCAUUGUAG
Messenger RNA from Miscanthus lutarioriparius, 879 nucleotides. The record is from the annotation of a GenBank genome assembly. NCBI's taxonomy places the organism in Eukaryota, Viridiplantae, Streptophyta, Magnoliopsida, Poales, Poaceae.